Messenger RNA from Pundamilia nyererei, 1260 nucleotides. It is a transcript of the gene surf4, whose product is annotated as surfeit 4. Lineage: Eukaryota; Metazoa; Chordata; Actinopteri; Cichliformes; Cichlidae. Gene Ontology annotation, cellular component: membrane; endoplasmic reticulum; endoplasmic reticulum-Golgi intermediate compartment. The record is from RefSeq and is a predicted model, not a curated record. The transcript is spliced from 6 exons. Gene Ontology annotation, biological process: Golgi organization. Bases 344 to 1153 code for a protein of 269 amino acids.
AACAUCAGGUGGGUUUGGGGCUGUAAAGCAGCGCUUGUUUACUUGUGUACAGCCGUAAACAAUGCCCAGGGGCGGCCCGGAGGACCCCGUACGGAUCGGUAUACGUGGCACACCGCGGUUGCAGUGCCAUGUAGGGGGGCUCGCUCCGUCUCGCUCGUCAAAUCGCGGGGCAUUGUGGGGCGGAGGCGGCCUUUCUCUGAGUCCAGGCUGUCGGGAAAUCUUCAAGUAAAUAACGUUAACAGUGGCAGGAACAGAGCGAACACAGCUUGCGGAAAAAACCCCAACGCACCGAAGCCGUGUUGCGCCGAGCCUUAAACAUUACAGCUGGUAAAAUUACACGAAUAUGGGGCAGGAGGAUCUUAUGAACACCGCUGAAGACGUGGCAGACCAGUUCCUGCGGGUAACCAAACAGUACCUGCCCCACCUGGCUCGUCUGUGUCUCAUCAGCACCUUCCUCGAAGAUGGCAUCCGCAUGUGGUUCCAGUGGAAUGAGCAGCGAGACUACAUUGAGGCAACCUGGAACUGUGGCUACUUUCUCGCUACAUGCUUUGUGCUGCUUAACCUCAUCGGACAGCUCGGUGGUUGUGUCCUCAUCCUCAGUAGAAAUUUUGUACAGUAUGCCUGCUUUGGACUAUUUGGGAUCAUAGCGCUACAGACGGUUGCCUACAGCAUUUUAUGGGACCUUAAAUUUUUGAUGAGAAACCUGGCCCUUGGAGGUGGUCUGCUGCUGCUACUGGCUGAAUCUCGUUCAGAAGGAAAAAGCAUGUUUGCUGGAGUCCCCUCCAUGGGAGAGAGUUCACCGAAGCAGUACAUGCAGCUGGGCGGUCGAGUACUCUUGGUGCUCAUGUUCAUGACCCUGUUACACUUCGACUCCAGCUUCUUCUCUAUACUGCAGAACAUGGUGGGGACAGCUCUCAUCAUCCUGGUGGCCAUUGGUUUCAAAACCAAGUUAGCAGCACUGACCCUCGUAGUGUGGCUUCUGGCUAUCAACUUCUACUUCAACGCUUUCUGGACCAUCCCUGCCUACAAGCCCAUGCACGACUUCCUCAAGUAUGACUUCUUCCAGACCACGUCAGUCAUUGGAGGCCUGCUGCUGGUGGUGGCUCUUGGGCCUGGUGGAGUGUCCAUGGAUGAGAAAAAGAAAGAGUGGUAGGCAUAGGAAGCACAGCAUCACUAACUUCCCCUGCCAGCUGGGACAAAAGACCCUCCCCCUCCAGUUCACCAGGGUACAUAGUUGUUGUUUUUUUGUUUUUGUUUUUU